This is a messenger RNA of Penicillium alfredii, 1053 nucleotides long. RefSeq names its product putative short-chain dehydrogenase/reductase family protein. Lineage: Eukaryota; Fungi; Ascomycota; Eurotiomycetes; Eurotiales; Aspergillaceae. The transcript is spliced from 2 exons. The coding region runs from base 1 to 1053 and encodes 350 amino acids. The record is from RefSeq and is a predicted model, not a curated record.
AUGGAGUUUCGCGACCUUGCUGCCACCGGGAAAUUCAUCACGUACAGCCUGCGCCAUCCCCUGGAGGGAUGGUUGAGCUUUGGGCCGUCCCUGAACGAGGCCACCUUUGGGUUGCUGGGCUCCUCGUUUCAUCCGGAUCGCGAUAUCGCCGAUCUCAAUGGGAAGGUCGUUUUUAUUACAGGUGGCAAUGCCGGCCUCGGCAAGGAGACCAUCCUCCAACUCGCCAAGCACCGGCCAGCGCGUAUCUACCUCGGUGCGCGCACUGAGAGCAAGGCUCUAGAAGCGAUCAGGUCAAUUAAGGCGGCGCUGCCCACUCCCGUUGAAAUUACAUACAUCCCGCUGGAUCUGGCAUCCUUCCGAUCUAUCCGCGCGGCUGCCGCUCAAUUCCAGUCGGAGAGCGACCAGCUGGAUAUUCUCAUCCUCAAUGCGGGCACAAUGGGUAACCCGCCGACCAAAACCGAGGACGGGUUCGAGGUGCAGCUCGGCACUAACCAUGUCGGCCAUUUCCUGCUCACCAAGCUCCUGCUGCCCACCCUGCAAAGUACCGUGACCAGCGCCCGUGCCCGCGGCGAGGACCCCGAUGUCCGGGUCGUGAGUGUGUCCUCAGUAGGACACGCCAUUGCCCCAUCCUCGUUCGAGGAGCUCACUUCUACGCCGUCGCUGCUGGCGGCCAGCACCUGGACCCGCUACGGCGCCUCCAAGGCCGCCAACAUCCUGUUUGCUUCCGAGCUGGCCCGUCGGCAUCCCGAGAUUCUGUCUGUCUCGGUGCAUCCCGGUGCCGUGGAUAGUGACCUCUAUUUGCAUGCUAAGGCGCUGGGCCCGAUGGCUAAAUACUCUAUGACGGCGGCCUCGUCUUUGUUCUUUCGCCGCACUUCCACCGGCGCUUUCAAUUCCCUCUGGGCGGCCACUAUUGCACGAGACAGCAUUGUCAAUGGCACCUACUAUACCCCUGUUGGAUACCGUAGUGACGGCACUGCGCUCGUGCAAGAUUCAGAGGUUGCUCGCCAACUCUGGGAUUGGACCGAGGCCCAGGUUGCUGAAAAGAGCACAUAA